Molecule: messenger RNA, 1288 nt
Organism: Colossoma macropomum (tambaqui)
Lineage: Eukaryota; Metazoa; Chordata; Actinopteri; Characiformes; Serrasalmidae
Product: 5-hydroxytryptamine receptor 1B-like
Exons: 1
Coding region: 1-1149 (382 amino acids)
Biological process (GO): chemical synaptic transmission; regulation of behavior; adenylate cyclase-activating adrenergic receptor signaling pathway
Cellular component (GO): plasma membrane
Molecular function (GO): G protein-coupled serotonin receptor activity
Source: RefSeq, a predicted model, not a curated record
AUGGAGCUCAAACCCACCGCCGCGGUGUACGGAGAGCCCCUGAACAUCUCGUCCAACCACACCGUCUCCAACCACACGCGCGCGCCCGGAGACGCGAGCGGCGCCGCGCCGGCGCUCGUGCAGGCGCUCGUGGCCACGCUGCUCUCGCUGCUCACGUGCGCCACGGCGCUCUCCAACGCCUUCGUGGUGGCGACGAUCGCGCGCUCGCGCAAGCUGCACACGCCGGCCAACGUGCUGAUCGGCUCUCUAGCCUUCACCGACCUCCUGGUGUCCGUGCUCGUCAUGCCCGUGAGCAUCGUGUACACGGUGCGGCGCGUGUGGACCCUCGGCCGCGUGCUCUGCGACCUGUGGCUCUCCUCAGACGUCACGUGCUGCACGGCGUCCAUCCUGCACCUGUGCGUGAUCGCGCUGGACCGCUACUGGGCCAUCACGGACGCCGUGGGCUACUCCAAGCGGCGCACCAUUUCGCGUGCCGCCGCAAUGAUCGCUGCCGCAUGGGUUAUCGCCGUGUCCAUCUCGCUGCCGCCCUUCUUCUGGCAGCAGGUGCGCGCUGAGGACGAGGUGACCACCUGCAACGUCAACACGGACCACGUGUUCUACACCAUCUACUCCACGUUUGGCGCCUUCUACAUUCCCACGCUGCUGCUCAUCGCGCUCUACGGGCGCAUCUACGCCGAGGCGCGCAAAAGGAUCCUCAAGCAGUCGCCCAAGCGUGUGGGCAAGAGGCUCACGUCAGCCCGCCUCAUCAGCGGCUCUCCGGGAUCGGUGGCCUCCACCACCUCGCUCAACUACGGCACACACGAGGCGUCCUCGUCCGACACCAUGCCCGUGGCCAACAACCAGGUGAAGGUGACCGUGUCCGACGCGCUCCUGGAGAAGAAGAGGAUCUCCGCUGCCCGUGAGAGGAAGGCCACCAAGACGCUGGGCGUGAUCCUGGGUGCCUACAUCAUGUGCUGGCUGCCCUUCUUCAUCUACACACUGCUGGUGCCCAUCUGUACCACCUGCACUUUCUACCCGGAGCUCUUCGACGUCUUCACCUGGCUAGGCUACCUGAACUCGCUCAUAAACCCCAUCAUCUACACCAUGUCCAACGAAGACUUCAAGCAGGCCUUCCACAAGCUCAUCCGCUUCAACUGCUUCAGGUCUUGAGCUGGCGGGCCUUGUCCAUCAAGAACAACAUAGGAAGGGUCAGCAGGACUCCAUCGUGAGAAGAUGGAUUUGAUCGGCCUGCAUGAAGCCGUUUUUGAGAAAUGGUCACGCCAAAGACAAAAGUGGCACACUCUUUUCA